AUGGCCUCUUGGGAUGCCGCAGAGCGGAGCGAUGAGGACGACCACGAGUCCUCCGACACUCUCGCGCAUGGCCAGGACAGGUUCGACCUCGACCACGCCGUCUCAGCGCCUUUUGCACCCUUGCGGGAGAUCACGCGCCGAGACCACUUCCUGGUGCAGCAAAGAGGCAAGAUCAAGCGCAUCCUGGACCGCGACGCGGGUGAGUCCCAGAGCACCCGGGUGUACUGGGUUCGGAAGAAGCGGAAGAUCUAUGCUAUGUUUUUCUAUGACUUCUUCCACACUAUACUUCAAGUGCCCGUUCUUGGAGUCUAUCCGAUGGUCUUCAUCUCUUACGCACUCUGCCACCUGCUCUUUGCGAUUAUGUGGUGGAGCAUUUCCGACAGCUGCGCCAUCGGGCUUUCGGGUCUUAUGUCGGCCUUCUACUUCUCCGUCGAGACGCAGAUGACCAUCGGUUACGGGGCCCCGGCGGAGAACUUCGCUGGCUGCCCGGAAGCGGUACUUUUGCUGCCGUUGCAGGUCGUCUGCGGGCAGAUGCUGGAUGCAGCUGUGAUUGGCAUCGUUUUUGCUCAGAUUUCAGCGGCGCCUGGGCUGCAAAUGAGUUCCGUGCCUUGUUGCGUGUUCUGGGCAUCUCAGCGCAGUGAUCUGGACCGAGGACCAGGCGUGGUUGCUCACUUCUGGUAUGUCGACAUGUACGUGUUCAAUGUAGAUGCACACCUGUAUCCACCGAGCGGUACCCUUUCACACCAGCUGCGUCGGCAGAUGAUUAAGCUUAGCAUGCUCAACAUCGUAUCUGGAAAGGAAUAUGGCAGACUUCCAGUUGACGAGCGGGCACAGACGUGGACCAAAGAUCCGAAGGUGAAUGCGAACCUCGCGUUGCAAGCCGGUUGUGGUGUUGGAGUGGAUGUUUUCACGGGUGUGAUGAUUUUCGCAGAAGCGCAGGAAGCAACCAGCUGCCUGGUGGUAUCCGGUGGAAUCCGCAACAACAGCACAACAGGAAGCAGCAAAGGUUCGACGUGGAGCGUAGUAGGUUUGAAAUUCUCAACUAUUUAUGAAAGGAAUCUGGGUAGGAUGCACCUGAUUGAGCCAGACAUGGACAUGUACAACGGAGUGAUCUUCCUGGGCCUCCCCGCGGAAGUCAGCCACAAGGUGGACUUCAACAGCCCCUUGGCCCCGGUGGUCCCGGCCGGCACCAGUGGAUAUCCUUCCGAACUGGACGUAAGGACGUACCUGAAGUCGUCGAAAUACUUGGAGAUUCUGGUGUUGGCUG
Symbiodinium necroappetens is the source of this 1267-nucleotide messenger RNA. NCBI's taxonomy places the organism in Eukaryota, Dinophyceae, Suessiales, Symbiodiniaceae. The record is from the annotation of a GenBank genome assembly.